AUAUGGGGGCUCUUGAGCACAGCUGGGUGUACAUAUGUCUGUGUUUGGUCCCAUCAUUGAUUCUGAAAGGUGGAUGCAGUGCGGGUGUAUGUGAAGAGUGACUCUGAGGACCUGCAGUAUCCCAUCCUGUUUGUAGUUCGCCAGCAGAAGGGGGUCCUGUCAUGGCAAGUCCCUCUGAUUUUUCGAGGCCUUUACCAGAGGACCUACAACUACCAGGAAGUGAGCCGUACACUCUGCCCUUCGGAACCCACGCCUGAGAUGGGACCCUCUGAGCAGAUCAUAUUUGUAGACGUGGCUUCCAUGGCACUGUUUGAUAUUGAGUAUGAGCUGCUGGUCACGAGGCUCAAGAGCUUCCAACUCACGACAGACAAAGCCUUUAACUUCACUGCCAGCCCUUCUCAGCCUCAGUAUUUUCUGUACAAGUUCCCUCCAGAUGUGGAUUCCGUCAUCAUCAAGGUGGUAUCUGAAACCGUCUAUCCCUGUUCUGUUGUCUCCGUCCAGGAUAUUGUGUGCCCUGUGUAUGAUCUGGACCACAAUGUGGAGUUUAAUGGUGUUUACCAGUCCAUGACAAAGCAAGCUGCCAUCACUGUACAGAAGAAGGACUUCCUAGGCGAGCAGUUCUUUGUUGUGUUUGUCAUAAAGCCAGAGGACUAUGCCUGCGGGGGCUCUGUGCCUUCCUCUAUCAAGGGAAAGGGCAACCACACCUGGAACCUACAACGAACAAAGAGCCUUCAAGUGACCAUUGUACCCUCUAUUAAAGAGUCUGACUACGUGCAAGCUAUGCUCUUCAGCUUCCUGAGCUUCCUCUCCUUCUACCUGGGCUCGCUGAUCGUCGCCUUUGUGCACUACGUCAGGGUUCAGAGGAAGACUUCAGCUGGGAGAUACAGUCCUGAUGAUGGAUCCGGGACUGUGGCUACCUCACAUCCCAUCACGACUGGCACCCCCGAGGGAAGCAGCUAUGGAGCUAUUGACUAUCUGGACAAUUUAGAAGGGCCCCUUAAGACUCUCAAACAAGUGAGCGAGCUGACAUCCCUCUCCCCUGCCUCUUCAACCACCACAAUCUGCAUGCUCAAUCCACACUGCUGCCCUGAGCCUGCGUGGGCAAAGAGCUGGCACACAACCUGGGCAAACACAACACAAGAUACAGAAAAGCUUGACCUGCAAACUCUAUCUGCAGGGCAGUACUCAGAGGCCACUGCUAACACCAGGCAGAAUGCCGCAGCCUUUACUGAUGAGUCAAGCUCCAGUGGCGGCCGGCAGUUAUCGUCCCCGGAGCGUGGGCCCCCACAUGGUUCUGACACAGACAGCUCUGUGGAGGAGGAGAGCGAUUUUGACACCAUGCCCGAAAUUGAAAGUGAUAAGAAUGUCAUCCGCACUAAGAUGUUCCUCUAUCUGUCAGACUUGUCCAGAAAGGAUCGGCGAAUAGUCAGCAAAAAGUACAAAAUUUAUUUCUGGAACAUCAUCACAAUCGCCGUGUUCUAUGCACUGCCUGUGAUCCAGCUGGUCAUCACAUACCAAACGGUGGUGAACGUAACUGGUAACCAGGAUAUCUGCUACUAUAACUUCCUCUGUGCUCAUCCUCUGGGGGUCUUGAGCGCUUUCAACAACGUCCUGAGCAACGUGGGUCAUGUGCUGCUGGGCUGCCUCUUCCUGCUGAUCGUGUUGCGCAGAGACAUUCUCCACCGCCGUUCGCUGGAAGCCAAAGACCCCUACACGCUGGAAUAUGGAAUCCCCAAACACUUUGGUCUCUUCUAUGCCAUGGGCAUUGCUUUAAUGAUGGAAGGGGUUCUCAGUGCUUGUUACCAUGUCUGCCCCAACUACUCUAAUUUCCAGUUUGACACCUCCUUCAUGUACAUGAUUGCAGGACUCUGCAUGCUCAAGCUUUACCAGACCCGCCACCCUGACAUCAACGCCAGUGCUUACUCUGCUUACGCCUCCUUCGCCGUGGUCAUUUGCCUGGCUGUCGUCGGAGUGGUGUUUGGAAAGAACAAUGUGUGGUUUUGGGUCAUCUUCUCAGUCAUCCACAUCGUGGCCUCGCUGGCUCUCAGCACCCAGAUCUACUACAUGGGCCGCUUCAAAAUAGAUGUCUCUGACACAGACUUUGGGAUUUUCCGCCGAGUGGUGAUGGUGCUGUACACGGACUGUUUCCAGCAGUGCAGCCGGCCAAUGUACAUGGACAGGAUGGUGCUGCUCAUUGUUGGAAACCUGGUCAACUGGUCCUUUGCUGUCUUUGGACUGGUGUAUCGGCCAAGGGACUUUGCCUCCUACAUGCUGGGGAUCUUUAUCUGUAACCUACUGCUGUAUCUGGCCUUUUACAUCAUCAUGAAGCUCCGCAGCUCUGAGAAGCUCCUGCCCAUUCCACUGUUCUGCAUCGUGGCUACAGCCGUGGUUUGGGCUGCAGCCCUUUACUUCUUCUUCCAGAACCUCAGCAGCUGGGAGGAGACCCCGGCGGAAUCCCGAGAGAAGAAUCGCCCGUGCAUCCUGCUGGGCUUCUUUGAUGACCAUGACGUCUGGCACUUCCUCUCAGCAGCUGCCUUGUUCUUCUCCUUCUUGGUUCUGUUAACGCUGGAUGAUGACCUGGAUUCCGUGCGCAGAGACAAGAUCCCUGUGUUCUGAGCGACAGGAGCCGGGGUGGGGAUGGCGUUCUUCAUUCUGCUCGGUGGAAGGAGCAGAGCCGGCAGCCAGCAUUGUCUGGGGGGAAUGAACCUCCUGUUGUACAAACAGCACAGACAAACAACCCAGCCAGGCGGAGAGGGAGGAGCAGAUAGAUCCCACACCAGCAAAGAGGAGCUUUCUGUAAUAACUGAGGCAGACAGAGCCCUGCCUGUUCCUCCUCCCUGCCACUCAUUGGAUAAGAUGUGGCCAUCCAGCAUCCUCGAGUCCGGUGCAAGGCAGAUGAGCAGUGCUUUGGCUGGAAGUCACGCAGGAGUGAGGGAGCUGUGGCCGUGUGCAUUAAGGGUAGUGUGUUCCUCCAGGGGUGACUUAAACUGUGUUCACCUUCUCCUGCAACCUCCGCCGCCCUCAGAAAAGCCACCCAGCAGUCCUGAGCUGCCCCAGGGAGCAGUCUCUUUCUCUCGCUCACUGCCUGGCACCAACCCCAGCAGUGCAAUGGGACAUGAGACACAGCAAGCCCCUCGGAUGGGGCAGAGCAGCUGACACUAGCUCUUGACUCCUUUAUCUGCCUUUGUGUUGUGUUGCACGUUCUCUCCCAUGAGUAUGGUCAUCCGGGGCGAUGCAGGUCCCCGUCACGUUUGUAGCUGUUCUCUGCACCCCACGGGCCACUACCGUCAACGCUGCUACUCUCUGCAUCUGACCACGUCCACGGGCCCCUGCAGCCUGCACCGGGGAGGUGUUAGCUCUCACCCUGUGCCAGCCUGAGGAGCGCCUGCUGGGGCUACAGGUAGCAAACAGAGGCCAGGCUCAAAUCUCUAGCCCCAGCCUUAAGCUUGAGCUACUUCAUCCUGCAGCUGGAAGAACCUCAGGCCAGGGAAGAGCAAUGGGCCGAAUGAACUGUUCCACCUGAAAAAGCAACAACCCUGGGAGAUGGUGCUCCACUGCAGUGGGCUGCUAGUACCCAUGUUCUGGCAGCCCUAGAUGCUGAUGUGUUCGCUCCUCCUUGGCCUCCCUCCCUGUGCUUUUCGGUGGAGGAAGAGUUCAUGGUUGGCUCUUGCCUGGAGACCAGUUCCCUAGUAGCUCCCCUCUUGCAUCUGAAAUGACAUCCUGUGACCCUAACACCGCCACUCUGCAUUAGAGCUCUCCCUUUGCUGGCCACUCCCUACGUGGGUGUUUAGAAAAGGGAGCUGUGGAAUUACAGCCUAGUGCAGUCAUGCAUCAGGGCCUUGUCCUGUUCAUACUGGUGGCACUUUUGCUAUUGACUUCAGUGAGAGCAGGCCCAUAGCAAAGAAGCUCCUUAUGAACCUCAGUCUUUCAGGGCUUCUGAAUUUACAACCAAUCAUUUGCUCUGGACUGAAAGCUAGCAAAGAAGGCUCCCACCACAGGAGAGAAAUGUCAGUUUAAUAAAAUUCUGAACCAAACACUAUUUCCCCUCAGCCCUGCUGCAGCUACAACCUAGAUUUUGGAUUUUUGUUAAUGGAUUUGCAUUUUUACUGUUGCUAGAAUUGCCACAUCAUUUUAAAAACAAGAACAAGGUGUGAAAUGUUGCAGGUGCUGUGGCCGAAAGGUGACCCACGUUGCUAAUUUUGAAUUUAAAAAUAGUAUCAAUUAGUGAGGCCUCCUGCAACUUUUUUAAAAAGUUGCUAUUGGAGUAUUGUUGAAUUGUCAAAAAGGGGAGUGUGUGUGGGGUGGGGGUGUUUAAUUCUAUGGUAACUAUUGCACAGAGGCCCUGGGCUGCUAGCAUUUACUUUGGGGAAAAAGUCUACGGUGAAGCUGUGAGCGGAAGUGUCCCGCUCCUAGAAGAUGUCCUAUUACCGGUAAUUGGUUGAAAUUUAAGACCACAAAUAAAUGAGGGUUUUUUCUAAUUCCCAGCCCUCUAACUUCAAGCUGGGUUCUUCUUAUCUUACGUAUUAGAACCGCUAAGAAAAGUUGUGCAGACCCAAUUCUGCCCUUACCCAUACCUGUACAAUCACACUGCUGGCAGUGGGCGUAAUGAGUAGAAACUUGGGUUGAAGGUUUCUCAUGUUGGGUACCCAAAAUCAGUGACCCCUUUUGAAAAGGUUGGCCUAAUGUUUUGGCUAAACUGGGGGAAAGAAACUGCAACCCCUCAACUGUUCGCCAGUCAGUUUAUUUCACUGCUGGCAGAGGUGAACUUGUUGGAUUGUGAAUAAUCCACAUCUGUUACAAAAUCUCCCAACAGCUCUCACCAUAUGUUCUUUGUUUAGAAUAAAUGACAGUCCACGAUCUGCUGCACAAUGGAACAAAGCUGCGGAGGAGGAGGAGACUAAUAUGAAUGAGGGAGAAACAGGUUCAGGAAGGUCCCUAAUAGGGAUUUAUUUUUAUAUAUAUAUUUUUGGACAGUAAGUUCCCAUAUUACCUGUAGUAAGGGGGAGCUUUUACAUGUAUAAAGUUCAUGCAAACAGCCUUAGACGUAGCCCUACCUGUGGCCCUCUGGUGCUACCCUAAGCAGUAUCUGAACACCCCUCUACUUUGACUUAGUAAGGAACUCACCAACAGAAAUGGGUCCAGUAAAAGCUAUUACCUCACCCUCCUUGUCCCUCUAAUAUCCUGGGUGCACCAUGGCUACGGCCACACAGCAGCCACCAGCUCAGUCAGAGGGGGACACCCCUCUGGGAGAGCAGGGAGCCAUGACAGAGCUGGGUGCAGGCGGACACGUGGUGGCCCUGCUGUCAAUUAGACCAGGCUAGUGAAUGCCUUCUCCUAGUCUCACUGCACCAUCCAGGUGGACAGCCAGCAGCUGAGCGCGCACCGGCAGAGCUCAGGUCUUUCUGAUGACAGAGAGCAGCUUCCCUCGGAGGCUCACUUGGCUCAGGUCUCACUGAUCCAGCUCAGCUAGGCAUAAGCCCUACACUGAGUGUAACUGCAAAACAAUUGCUAGGAUGAGGAAGAUUAGGGCUGUAAGUCCUUUUCCCCACUCCCAUCACCCUGCUUCCCCCACUCCAGCUAACGUAGGGCUGUCAUCUCACCCUUGCAGUCAGAGCUUGUGCUUAGACAAUGGGUAACAAGGGCCUUGCUCUCAUGUGUGUAUAAAUAUAUAGUUAUAUUGUGGCUCUGGCACAACCACAUGGGGCCAAUUACAUUCCCUGCUGGGCACCAUGGUACCAGCCAGCUAGUGCCAACUUGGAGAAGGGGGCGAGUAGAUGUCAGCGCAACAGUUGGAGGGACUGACAUAGAAACAUUAAAAGUGCUACCCAUUCAGUUUGGCUAAAUCAAGGGGACCAUGAGCCUACUGUGCAAAUGUGAAGAGUAUAACCACAAAGGACGAAGAGGAGUUACACAGCAGGGUGUGGGAGAGAGCUAGUUUGAAGGAAGGGCAUGAAACUAAGGCAGGCACUGUAGGCUGAAUAUGAGGAAAAGUUGCUCACCCACCAGAGGUAGCAGGGGGAUGGAGUAGUCUCCAAAGGGACAGGACAGAAGUGCGACUAUUUGUGGGUUUUAAAUCAAGCUUAGCACUAAGAUUGUAGAUGUCCAGUAAAGAACCAUCAUGUAUUGGUACCUGUGGACAACUGAGUGGCUACAUCCACAAAGGGAUUUAGGUGCCUAGUUGCGAAGGUACAUUUAGAUACGCAGAAUACCUGCUCAGUUAAUGCGUAAAUCUGGAGAUGCUUAAUGGCCCUAGGCCCAUACGCUGCUGCUGGGGAUGGCCCAUGGCACCUAAAUGGCUGCUGGUGCACAUGUGCAAAGCUGCCCAAGGCCUGAUGAGGCUAAACUGCUCAGUGCCUCACUCAUGCCUAAGCCUCAGUGAGUUUCACAUACUAGCCAUGCCCCACCCAACUCACCUGCUGGUCCAAGACUAGUGGGUGUGGUCAGUGCAUGCCCACCCCACACAAAGGCCACUAUUGGGCUGGCAAAUAUUACGCUGUGGCCCAGUGGGGCAGCAGGACAUGCUCUUUGGAGACCCACAUUCCAGGCCCCUUCUCUGCAUCCAUGACUAACUCUUGCAUACAUUGUGAAACAGUUUCAACAGCAGUGCUUGAAAGCCACUGGUUAGGACACCCUCCCCUGAGAGGUUCAAGUCCUUGCUCCAAACUAGACCGAGUAUUUGACCCCCAGGUUUUCCACUGCCUGGGGCUAAGGGUGGCACAGCACCACCAUCACCUUGGCUUGCUUUUUUUUUUUCCGGCAAGAAAAGGCUGAUGUGAUUUAGGCACCUAACUCCUAGAGAGGGUUCACAGCUGACAAUCCUGAGUGGAGGGAGGUGCCACAGUCCAGCCCAGAAUUAGGCAUUUAAACCCCUUUGAGGGAUGGAGUUAAAUUCCUACUCACUUCCUCCUACUAGCUUAAGCAGCACUCGCUCCGCUUGCUGGCUUUUGUGGCUCCCAUUCUUGGGCACCUAUAUUGACCCCUGCGUUGUUGGGCAAACCUGGGCACCUAACUUAGAGCUGUGAAGUCCACUGGAUAGGAGGGUGCCUAGAUGUUAGGUGGUGUAAAUACUCAGCCUAAGUCUCCCUUGUCACUCCCAUCCUAGGUAAUCUACCCACUAGGUGUUUCCCACCUGUCAACCCUUUUGGCAUCCUCCCCUCUUUUAAACUAUCUGCAGUCCUUUAUUUUCUCUGUUGAAUUUACACGUAGACUUAAAAUACAAACAGAAAGCAGUUGAGAGAAUCUACUUCCUAGUGGUUGCAGCGGGUACUUUAUUUCCCCAAUUUCUUCCUGGGCUUCUGUUCUUUUGCGUUUAUAAUCUGUUUGGAGUUUGUGCAUUUGUGAAACAGUAAGAUGUGAACAGGCCUUGCACUUAGGCAUUGCAUGAUAGACCCUCAGUCAAGGAGUGCUAGGGCGGACUGAUGUGAGCCAGCUGAGAAGUGCAAUGAACUCUAUAGGAUACAGGCUGGACUUAGUACAGUUCGGAAAUGAAACUUACAUUAUCCAUAUGUAGAAAAAGCAAUCAGAUCAUCCAGGAGAACUCAGAGAAAAGGCUAUGCACAACCACCAAUGGAACAGGGGGAGAGACACGAGAACUACAGCCAUCUGAAGCCAGUUACCAGCAAGAGAGAAGAGUUUAUGUAACUAGAAGGGGAUGCAAUAUUCAAAGAAAACUUAAUUAUCAAGGCUGAAUACUAAGGAAAACUUCCUGAGAGAGAGAUACAAAGGAGAGGAAGGGAACAGUCUUCCAGGGGAAGAGGGAAGCCCCAUUGCUUGGGACAUUUAAAACUAGACUAAGCAAAGCAUAAGCAUACACAUCAUAGGAAACAAUCCUGCCCUGGCCUUAAGGGUGGGAAAUAAACAAGGAGAUCCACUGAUCUUUCCCAUCUCUGAUUUGUACAAUUUAAUGAGCAUUUUGUGGGCAGGAUUCUACAGUCAGAAUGGCAAGUUCUGUUUGCUGCCAACAUUCCAAUCCAGCUCAGCUAAAUUUAGGAACCAAAUGUCAAUCAAAUAUACUUUAUCUCCAAUCAGCUGAGGUCUUGUGUGCAAGGUGCUUGUAGCAGGCAGAUUUUCUUCACAACUUCAGCAGCUGUGUUUGCAGCAGUAGCAAGUGAAAGCUGCUCCAUCUCAUUGCCCACUAUUGCUGGAGGGCCUUGAAACCUCAGUCACAAAGGAAGGACUACUGUUACUAACAGAAACCAAACAGAAGUGGAAGAGCAGAUGAGAAAUGUAGUGCCUCAUUCUGGUGCUUUCGCACUGGAGAACAGUUGAGAAAAAUCCAUGGGUUUGCUACAAGUGAGUCUAUGCAGCUGAAGUGGGGUUUUUUACCCACAAAAGCUUAUGCCAAAAUAAAUGUUAGUCUUUAAGGUGCCACUGGACUCCUCGUUUUUACAAGUGAGAGUGUCCCUAAAAAAAUCACCUCUGGAAUUUCCUGAGCUUCAAAUGUUUAAUUUUUUAAAAAAGUAUUAAGACAAAUUAAUUUACAACUUUGUUUUUUCUAGAAACUUGAUAUAUUCUAAACAUCGUCCAAAAAGAACACAGUACACAAACAGUAAUUUUAAAUUUUUUUAAUAAAAUACUAUAAUGUUCAUAUCUAUACAAAUAAUUAUUACAACCAUUAAACAAAGUGUUACAUUUAACAAUAAAAAUCUCAGAACUUUGAACAAGAUCAUGGUUGGGAUAUUUACACCUGAAAGCAACACAUUUGUAAAAAGAUGUCAAAAUAAACAGAACAAGAUCUUAUUUACAAUUGCAAGAUGUUCCUGAUCAUGUUUAUUAUACAUUUCUGCUCUGGAGUUCCUUUUUCCCUUACAAAAUAGUAGUGGGAGUUUCCACUGGGACUAUAACCAGGUAAUGUACAGCUUGGAGCCGAUUGUAUACAGCAGAAAAUUCUGGAUUGAGUAUAAAUAAAAAUAUUACGUUAUGGAAAUCAAGAGCAUCUUUGAUUACUUUCCUGUGGUGAAAUCCAUAUUGGCAUUCCUUCUCCCUGUGUUUGUGGGGAAAUGGGUACUGUACAUUAUCAUUUUAGUCAUCCCCAUGUUUGUGGGCUAUGCAAGAGAAUGGCAUGACAAAGUUGGAGUCUAUAUUAAGAUUGGGAAAAUGGGACAAUGUAGUGAGGGGUAGCGAAAUACCUAAACUUCUCUUAUGCGGCAUAGUUGUGUGUCCACACGAACACUUAGCCACUAAAGAAGGCCACCCAUUUACAGAUACAGUGCAUUGCAAAUGAUAACUGUUCUAUUGUAUUUACUCUAUCAAUUAAAAAUGUGGUUAUCUGCAAAUAAACAAGUAAUAUGUUGCUUUACAAGUUGCACACUUAAAGUAACUGUCAUUACCAUGAAUAGAAGAAGGUUUUGUGACACCAUGGCCUUGCCUACAGUAGGCUUAGCUGUCAUGGGUGUUGGGAACUGCAGGAGUGCUAGUGCAGAUAGGGUGUUGGCAGCAGCUGGCCUUCCGUGUGAUGUAGACCUGUUCUGAGCAGCAUUACACAACGUGGUGCUUAAAACACUAGCGCUCCCGCCCACGUUAUGACCGAGAAUGCUGGACCAGUGCUAGAGAGAGUUGGAAAUAUUACCAGAAAAACUGAGUGUGGACACAACUAAUUAAUAGGGGCCUUUAUACCAUAUGACAUCGAAACAAGCGCUAGAACAAUUUGGCAUAAAUUUAUCUUACUUCUUACACCUUUUCCUCCCAACAGUUUCAAGUCAAAGGAAGAUCGAUUUAGGACAAACCAGUUCUCCAAAAGGGGAAACGGGGAAUAGAGAAAGGAGAAUCACAGCUCUCAGUAAGUGUUCAGCUAAAUAUAGUUAUAUGGAAGCAAACUACAGAAAAAUAGUCUGUUGGUGAUAUAGCCUCUGGACCUGGGUCAAGAAUGGCUCGGAACAAGAUUAAAGGACAACAGUAGGUUAGAAAUAACAAUUUGAGUUCUUUUCUCUGGGUAGUCACUGGGUCUCUGGGAUGCUGCCAGGCCACUGGCUUUCUGAAAUUGCAUUACAGUCACCUAUCAUGGUGGCAGCAGUGCACAACUUUAAAGUGCAGUUGGAAAUCUGCAAAAUUCAGGCAGUACUGCUCACAGAGAAUACCAGAGCAUUUUGCAGAGAUUCUGUACUUGCAUCUACACCGCAGUUUAGUGAUCAGAGCAGAGGAAUAGUAGUCGAAAGUUUUGUGUUCUAAUCUGAGUCUGUUACUGACAGUCUGUGAUCUUGGGCACAUCACUUCACUUCUUUGUGCAUGAGGUUUCUCUAGCUACUAAAAAUGGGGAUAAAUACUUGCUCAUUUUUGUAAGACACUUUGAGACCAACUCUUUUGAUGAAAACUGUUAAAGUAUUAUUACAUAGUCUACUUCAAACUGAACCUGGUCCUACCCUGAUUCUUCAAGAUUCCUCACAGGAUGCAUGUUAAAAGGAGACAAACAUUGCACUAAAGUGGAUGUGACCCACUCCCUAUGUCCUUUAGCUAUUGUUUGUUGAACUGACCUAGGGGAAGCUGGAACUUAUACACCGUGCUUGCCAGAUGUGGCAAUACCAUCACAAUGCAAAAAGAAGAAAUACUGUGAAGGUUGAUGGUCUCAGAAUUCUUUAUUAUUCUUUGUUGUGUAAAAUUCUGGUAAUUCUGCUUGUAUCUUUUCUCUUCAAUAAAAAAAAAGUAACCAAAAUAUAGCUAGCAUCCUCUGACAACAAAAUAGUGCUCACUCAUGAGGAAGAAAAAAUUCCAGUUUCAGGGGUAUG
This is a messenger RNA of Mauremys mutica (yellowpond turtle), 10721 nucleotides long. It is a transcript of the gene SIDT1, whose product is annotated as SID1 transmembrane family member 1. NCBI's taxonomy places the organism in Eukaryota, Metazoa, Chordata, Testudines, Geoemydidae. Gene Ontology annotation, cellular component: membrane. Bases 259 to 2616 code for a protein of 785 amino acids. The transcript is spliced from 28 exons. The record is from RefSeq and is a predicted model, not a curated record.